CUGAACAUAAUUUUUUAAUAAGUCAAAACAUAGCGAGCACUGUUCUAUCGUUCUCGUUUUUGGGAAGUCUAUUUUUUUUACAGCAUUUUAGUUUUUUUUCUUGUAUGCAUUUUGCAUUAAUAGUUCAAUUCGUGGUCGAAUCGUUUAUCUUGGACAAAAUUAAAUUACCUUUUUGCCGCCAUAUCCUUCUGUAAACCCCAAAUUUCAAAAAAGAAGUACACACAAAAAUGAAUGGAAAACAAUCUUCACAUGGAAUGAAAGUUCGGGAUAUGGUUCGUCGAUUUGAUACAGCCAUAAAUUCAGAUGCGGUCAAAUCCUCUUUCUCAUCUAUUGGACCAACGAAAUCUUCGUAUUUUGGUUUGAAUCAAAUCGAUACAAUACCAGAUGAGGAUGAAGAUGAUUUUGAAGGUUUAUAUGGUGGCGAAACUAGACGUGUAUCGGUUGGUCACCAAUCACCAACAAGUCCAUCGAGGAGUAGCAAUGGAUCUCAAAAAACUGUUCGACAAUCAAGAUACAAAACAAGCUUUGAAGCUUAUAACGAUAUCCCAGCGAUUCCAUUGGAUAAUCAGAAGAGUUUUAUGAAUCUAUCAAGAUCCAAAGAACCGCCUAGACCUGCACCAAGAGAAAAAAAAUCCCGACAAUCUAUCUAUCAGCAUACCGAUGACAAAGUAACAGUUUCCGAUGUCUCAUACCCAAGUAAAACCAUCAUUUCGAAAACUCCUAACGGUGUUCGUAUAAUUGUUGAUAUAUUUUUUGACCAAAACAAGGGGAUUGCCAUUGAAGAUGUUGUGGGAAGCCGUAUAGAAACCGAUAUACCGCCGAGUAAAAUUUUAAAAGAAUUUCAAGAAAGAGUCGCUGAGAGCUCUCAAGAUUGAUUGUUUGAUUUGGAAAUUCUGUCCAUUUUUGUUUUCUAAAUUUCGUAAUUGUUCUUAGAUUAUAGACGAAACAGCAAUCAGGGGAAAACUAUUUGCACUAAAAAUAUACAUACUUUUAUUUUUGAAAAUUUAAA
Messenger RNA from Eupeodes corollae, 1009 nucleotides. RefSeq lists its product as uncharacterized. Lineage: Eukaryota; Metazoa; Arthropoda; Insecta; Diptera; Syrphidae. The coding region runs from base 228 to 875 and encodes 215 amino acids. The record is from RefSeq and is a predicted model, not a curated record. The transcript has 3 exons.